AUGGCGCGAACCAGAGGAGCUAAAUCUUCCUCUCCUUCAAGCCGCAAGAAAGUCCCGCGAGGGGAGACCGUUCAAGAUCCCACUUCUGAGCCUUCGCGGCAGAAAGCAAUUUCUCCUCCGGUGAAGCCCGCGCCGCAGAAGCCUCCGGCGAGGCGUUAUCUCACCAGGUCAGGGGUUCCAUCUCCGGUGCCAUCUCCGGCGCCGCCAGUAGAGCCUGAGGAGCCUCAGCCACCACUUCCCGAGCCCCAAAAUCCAUCUGAGAUAGCUCCUGAAGCAGUAACCAGGCGGCCGAUGCUGACUCAGCCUCCAAUUGAGGGGAAUUUGGACUGUAGAGCUCGGCCAUUCCACUCCGAGCUGUGCUUUGACACAGCCACGUUCCAAUUGCGGCCGGAGCUUGCACAGUCAUUCCACCUGCUGUGA
This is a messenger RNA of Vitis vinifera (wine grape), 420 nucleotides long. RefSeq names its product anther-specific proline-rich protein APG-like. The record is from RefSeq and is a predicted model, not a curated record. The coding region runs from base 1 to 420 and encodes 139 amino acids. The transcript has 2 exons. NCBI's taxonomy places the organism in Eukaryota, Viridiplantae, Streptophyta, Magnoliopsida, Vitales, Vitaceae.